Molecule: messenger RNA, 2378 nt
Organism: Dendronephthya gigantea
Lineage: Eukaryota; Metazoa; Cnidaria; Anthozoa; Malacalcyonacea; Nephtheidae
Product: arachidonate 5-lipoxygenase-like
Exons: 6
Coding region: 704-2170 (488 amino acids)
Biological process (GO): lipid oxidation
Molecular function (GO): oxidoreductase activity, acting on single donors with incorporation of molecular oxygen, incorporation of two atoms of oxygen; metal ion binding
Source: RefSeq, a predicted model, not a curated record
UUAAAGGAGCAGAAUAAGAGUUCGCAAUUAAAACCAUUUAACAAUACGGCAGAUUUUGAACACCUGCUACACGUCGUAAGAGGAUUGUUCACUGUAAGUUGACCUAGAUAUAAUCAGCAUUAUCACCACAUUCAAUAAUGCUAUCAAUACAAUCAAUAAUGUUAUCAAUACAUUCUAUUAAAUAUUAAUAUUAUCAAUAUCGCAAUCGACACAAUCGAUACCGCCGUCAUUAAUACGACUAUCGAUAUAAUCGAUGUUGUAUUUGAGCUCCAUAAUCAUUAUACAAUAUUAAUGCCGAUAGGUCAGAUCACUAUCACAAUCCACUAUGAUCAACAAUCAAAACUAUUCAUGUAUGAUAUUUUGAUGUGCAGAGAGAUGGAAAAUAUCAGGAAUACUUUCGCUAUCCUUCCAAAGUCGAAAAAUGGAAAGACAUCAUUCGUUGCGAUUCCUGGCAGGAUGAUCAAGUGUUUGUCGACGAAAGAUUGGCUGCUCUGAAUCCCAUGUCUUUACAGCGUGUAACAGCUAAUAGUGGUAAAUUUCAUGUUGAAUACCUGAAAAUGAUCAUUGCUCGUCUUAUUUCUGAACUGUUCUCCCAAGAGAUACUUGUAAAAAUAUCUUUAUAUUCACAAUACAUUACGCGGGAGAAGGCAUUCUCACUGCAUAUUCCAUCUCUUGAACUGAUGAACUUUCUUUUCCAAAUAGGAUGGAAUUAAGUUUGAUACUUAUAAUUGUUUUUAUGUUAACAGAAGAUUUAUGGAAAGGAGUGGGGUUGAGUCUUAGUGAAUUAAAAGAAAGACUCACUCCUAAAUUUGAUUGGGAUUAUGCUGUUUCGAGCGUGGUCAGACGGAAAACGACUUUGGAUGAGAUGGUGAAACAGAACGUGGUGUAUGCCGUUCAUUUUCCGUAUCUCGAUGAAAUAACCAACGUACCUGAUAUAACCAACAAACACAAGAAGAGAAAGCUAAAGAAAGCGACGAGCCCUAUAGCAUUGUUCGUGUCAGUGAAGACGUCUGAAGGCAAACCGUAUGAGCUUAAACCUGUGGCAAUACAAGUAGACAACUUCCAUGAUUCACCAGUAUACACUCCUGCAGACGGCAGACGUUGGUUGCUUGCGAAACAGCUUUACCAAAUUGCUGACUUUGCCUAUGUGGAAAUGAUCGAGCACUUACUGAAAACCCACAUGGUACUUCAACCCAUAUGCGUGACUGCAAAGCGGACCAUCUCUGUAUUCCAUCCUUUGAACGAGCUAUUAAAGUGGCACUGCCGGGGACUUAUUUCAACCAAUGUCAAUGGUUUUCCCAAGUUGAUCCUACCAGGAAACUAUAUGCACCUAUUAUUCUCCAUGGGACACAGAGGCAGCAUCGAAUUGCUGAACAAAGGAUUUUUGGAUCUUUCCUGGGAGGAUAUAGAUUUUUGGAAAAGUAUCAAGGUAGCCAUUCUAACCAUAUUGCUUGUUAUAUUCAAAGGUAGAGACGAUCUCAGAACGAUCUCAAAUGUUGUGAUUUUUCAGAAACGAGGUGUAGAUGAUACAGAGAAAUUACCAUAUUUCCCGUACAGAGAUGAUGGUUACCUUAUCUGGCAACAAAUUCAGAACUAUGUAGAAGAAUAUGUAUCAUUAUAUUAUAACGAAGACGAAGACGUGAGUUCUGACAGCGAACUAGAAAACUUUACCAAUGAACUGUCGGUGGAUGGAAUUGGGCAAUUCGGGGGUGUUGGAAUGUUAAGAGGUUUUCCAAGCCGCAUCCAUACGAAGACUGAUCUAAUCCAAACAUUAUCCCGUAUCCUAUGGCUACCAAUACAACACAAUGCGGUCAACUACCCCAUCGCUUACUACGGAGCCUUCGUUCCGAAUAUGCCAACGAAACUUUACGACGAUCCCCGAGCAAAAACCGACGAGUAUUCCUUCUAUACGCUGCCAGACAGGGGGGUUGCGACGAUACAAGCUGUGGUUUCCACGAGUCUCGGUUCCCUUCGUUUUGACAAUCUACUCGACUACGGAGCGCAGAUGUUAGAUCGGGAAGCGGGUGAACUUGUGGAGAAACAUCACAAGAUCUUGAUGACCAAAGUAAAAGCAAUCAUCGAGAAACGAAAUGACAAAAGAUUCAAUGAUGGUCAUCUCACGUAUCCAUAUCUUAAGCCAGGAUGGAUACCCAACUCUAUUCAUACUUAAAAAACCUCGAUACGGUUAGGUAGACUUAUGAUGCUCGUAAAUUUGUUUAGCUACGAAUUGGAAAAGUGGCAAUGCUUGCACAGUAAUAUAUGUAUAGAUUAGCUAUAUCAUACAUUGGUACUUAUAAUAAAUGCUUUUCGUCGUCUUCUUAAUAAUAAAUUACCGAUGUUCGAAAUUUGUUUAAUGUGGUAAAUUAUAUGCGUUUCUU